Dinoponera quadriceps is the source of this 2387-nucleotide messenger RNA. RefSeq names its product 26S proteasome non-ATPase regulatory subunit 5. Gene Ontology annotation, biological process: proteasome assembly. The coding region runs from base 211 to 1734 and encodes 507 amino acids. Gene Ontology annotation, cellular component: cytosol. The record is from RefSeq and is a predicted model, not a curated record. The transcript is spliced from 2 exons. Lineage: Eukaryota; Metazoa; Arthropoda; Insecta; Hymenoptera; Formicidae.
AGAGAGAAGUCGUCUCGUCGCUCGCGCAAUUGUCAAUUUCGUCGCUGAUUUAUACGGAGAGUCGUGUGUCGAUUUCGUCUGAUUUGUGCCUUCUCCUACUCGUGUCUCCCGUAAUCGGGACGGGGAAUCGCAUCAACUAGCCUGUUCACGCGCAACGACAGCUUGGCGAGCCGGAGGUUGCUGUGAAAGCGAAUUGUCAAUGAGCCGACCAUGACGGAAUGGUAUCAAGCGAAGAUUUCGCGUUUGUGCGAAUUGAACAACGUCGAAGAGAAGAGGGACGUUCUGACGGACAUCAAGAUUAAAUUCGGUAGCUUGAGUAAUCGGGACGCCGAGCAAGUAGCCCGGUGCUUGGAUUACGGGCCGCUUUAUUCGCAGCUAACCUCGAGUGACAGGUACGAUGACAGAGAAGUUAUAGAACAGAUAUGCGACGUCCUGACCAUUCUAUUCAGCGUGCUGGAACCCGGAGAGAUUUACCAGAGAUAUUUAGUGGAAGUAUCCACGUUAUUGACCAAUCCAAAUGCUAACGUGAGACUGCUCAUGCUACGCGAGUUUCAGCGUACAGCCUCGCACCCGCAAAGGAUAUACCAGUUACUGGAAGACACCAAUCUACUGAUUUCUAUUAUAAACAGAAUCGGCGACAACGACUUGACAGUUGCCGAAUGUGCGAUGAACAUAGUGAAGAAGAUCGGCGGAGAUCCGAAUGGUCUGCAUAUUCUCUACAAGGGUGAGCUUCUGCGAACGUUCGCCAGACUGUUGCAGAAAGACACCAUCAGCUUUCGCGUCUACGAGGUUAUUGUGGAUAUAGCCAAGACGUCCAGGAUAGCCUUGGAAGUGUCUGCUCAAUCGGGUUUCCUAAACAGCUUGAUCAGUAUGCUGGAUGACGAAGAUGUGUUGCUUCAGCUGAACGCCUUAGAAAUACUAACGCAAUUGGCCAUAUUCGAAGAGGGCCUCAGCUACCUGGAGCAACAGGAGGUCCUGAGCAAGCUGGUUCAAAAGAUCGCACAGGCCAAUGAAAAUUCCCUCUCGAAUCUUCUGAUCCCUGGUCUGAUGAAGUUCUUCGGCAACGUCGCGCGACACUGGCCCAACGAAUUGUUCUCCAAGUAUCCGGUGAUCAUUUCCGCGUUGUUCGAAGUGAUCGACGGUGGCGAUCAGACACUGCUGGGCCCCGCGUUGGACACGUUGGGCUUCGUAUCCGUGAGCGUGGAAGGUAAGUACGCGCUGCAAGCGCUAGGCGAUGCGAUGAUUGGCGCUCUCAAGACGAUCGGCGAGGUGGUACAGAGAAUGCCCACCACCUUGAGAAUUCGCGGCCUGAACAAUCUCACCCUCAUACUCGACGUCAAGAGGCCCGAGCAGGACAACAGGAUACUCUCCCUGACGAAGCUAUGGUUCGAUUCCCUGUGUGACGAUUCGUUGGGGAUGAUCGUGGCGAUAUGCAGACAGCCGUUCGCCGAUAUCAGACAGGCCGGCUUGGAGGUGCUGGCGGUGGUCGGCUCUCAAGUAUGGGGGCAAGAAUACAUAUCGACUUAUCCGGGUCUGGUGGAAUUUCUGUUGGACAGAAGCGUCGAGAUGUUCAAAGACUGCAUAGACGUCAAGUUCGAGGUUGUGAAACGUCUGUCCCAGGCGGAGCAACAUGUAUUCGACGCGGAGACGAUGCAGAAAUUCAAGCAGUUCGUUAACGAGGGUCCGUACUUUGUCGACAUUAACAGGGAGAUCGCGAUAGAAGGUGCUUUGUAAGAGGGGAGAAGGAGCAAUUUCUCUCAGCAUUACAUAUUACUCGAUGUUACUAUAAUAUUGAAGAUUAUAUAUGACAUGUAACAUAAUAAUGUAACUACACAGUUGCUGCAAGAGGCGGAUUAAUAUUUAUUCCUUAUCUCUCAUCAGAGAGAUCACCCGUUGAUCACACCGCGUGGGAAAAGUGCGCAUUUUUCCACGAUUCUUCCGCAUUUAUCGGUAAGCGCAUACCGAAGCUCUUGCAUUUAUGCUCUCUCUUCCUCCUGCAACGGGAAUAUUCGUUAACAAUUCGGGUCUCUGUUAAGAUUGUGUUAAGGGAAUUCUAUGAAAAAAGGAAACAAUGGGUCUCUGUUAAGAUUGUAUUAGGGCAAUUCUAUAAAAACGGAAAUAAUUUAUUUCACAUUCUAAUUAUACGCGGAGAAAGGUCCACAGUAUUGGUGGUAUACAUUUGAGAAAAAUCAAACGAGUGCGUGCUAUUAAUACGAGUAUGUAUGUAAUAUUACAGCAGGUUUGCGAUGUUUUUCUAUUGGUUCGCAUGUUUUUACAAAAAAAAAAACUUAUACAUAUAUCUAUAUAUAUAUUAUACAUAUAUAUAUAUAUAAUGUGUAAAUAUAAAGUUGUAUAAAUAACCGAGCGUUCGGUGUGCGUCAAAUGUA